Aureococcus anophagefferens is the source of this 3621-nucleotide messenger RNA. RefSeq lists its product as hypothetical. The coding region runs from base 1 to 3621 and encodes 1206 amino acids. The record is from RefSeq and is a predicted model, not a curated record. The transcript has 7 exons. NCBI's taxonomy places the organism in Eukaryota, Pelagophyceae, Pelagomonadales, Pelagomonadaceae.
AUGUGGAUCAAGCAACAGACCAAACGUGCGCAGGAGCUGGAAAUUGCUACCUUCGAUGGCGAACGGUCGAUCGUCGUUGUUACGGACUUUGCGAACCGCAACAAACUGCACGGGAUCGCACAAAGCACCAGCGAGAUCAGCCCUGCCGUUGGAUGCGCGGUCGCCAUCGUGCUUUACAACCCAGGCGAGCAAGUGGACGGGCAAGAAAGGCCCGUUCAGACGGACGUCUGGCGCAUCUUUAGCGGGGCCAAGGACUGUGCGCAUUACAACGCUCUCCUAAUAGAAGAGAUUUUCGUGCACUACAGCGGCCAGGACCCACACAAGGAAUCAAAAUUGCAAAUGCCAGAAGGAGGAUGGGGAGAGCCUCGACGUGAUCGGCUGCGUCCGCCCGCUCUGAGCGCAAUCGGGCGUGCAUGUUCCCGAGGCGCAGUGCCCGGGCUUAAAAAAAUUACAGUGAUUUCAGACGGAAAAACAUCGACGUAUAAAGGCGCACCUUCCUUUGGGUAUCUCUAUGGAAUUACAGAAAAAUACGAUGUCGAGAUCAUGCAGAUGUUUGGCGCAGCGCACCACAUGAGCGGCCCGGUCGACGCAUACGGUACGUGGUCAUGCAACGGUUGUUAUAUAUAUGGGGGCUACAACGACGGCGCAGCGAAACACGAGGACACGGACGUACAAGGCUGGGCAACUGUAGACGAAGUUAAUGGAGGCAUCCACUAUGAUGCUCCGAACGCGCAUUCAAGCCAGCUGUAUUGCGUUAGGAUCAAAGCCCCGUGGACGCCAGAGCCGAAAGAACAUCCCCUGGCGCGCGUGGACUCCGAGUCAGAUCCUGAUGAUCUGUUUUGCACGGGCAAAGAUGGCAAAAAGAAGAUGUGCCUCCCAUGCAGAAAUCGUGAAAAUCAGGGCACCAUACUAUCCGGCGAGCCAGUAGCCCCGCUCGAGUGCGAUUAUCAGCACUGGUGUGGCACGCCGCGGUACGUGCAACUGCUAGGCUACAGAGCUGACACGGAAGCACAGAAGGCCAAGGAGAAACUCAGGAAGACACAAGAGACACGCGAAAAAAUAGCAGCAAAGAAACGUAAAACUCCUCCGAGCAAAAUAGAACUAGCUUCAAAAUCUCAACUCCGUCCGGGGGAGGACACGUUAUAUGGUAGUGCUUGUUCCCGCGAAUUAAGACACCGUCGCCCGGCUGCUUUAAAGGCAGCCACACCUACAAAAGUUCCAUCACAACACACAACCAUGAAAAACGUACUUUGGGACAUGUUUGAGACAAAGGUAACGUCCGGAUGUGAACUCCACUUUUUUCCUGAGCGUACUCUUCCGCAUCUUCACUUUCAUCAUCGAGAUGCUCCUCAAAACAUGCGUGUUCUGAAGACUGCCGGAGCACGUGCAAUUGCGCACAAUCUCAUCAGAAGCAGCACGAAGUGCACCAGGCUCCAGACCAUAGGGAGCACCAACAAAGUCAAGGGAGCCACCGUAAGAACCGAAUGGAUUCGGCCGCACCUCGAAAUUACUUUGAGGAAUGUAACGCAACGCGGUGGUCAUUAUGUUCACCGCAUGCGCCGCGUUACCGUCGGUAAGCUUGUGCAAGAACCUGUGCAACUCACCCUCCAUCGCGCGCAGCUCAUCCGGCCCGACAUCAUCGCAAGCAGCGGCCGCGCGAGAAGCGCCUUGUGGCAUGGCGUCACGCCCCGGCACGGGGCGCCCUUCCGCAGCCCGCGGGGCCCCGAACGCCCCGGGCGGGCCGAGCUAGCACAGCGGAUCUACAGUCAUAUUAUCCCUCCAUGGCUCGAUUACAAGAUACUGAAGUUACGCGGUCGUAUUUUGAAUUGGAGCUCUGAGCGCGCGGCGUUUGAGGAAACUAAGUUCCAUGAGAGGACUGCGUGCAAAGCUUUUGUCGGGAUCUGCACUUUGGGUGGAUUUUUUAUCAAGAAGGGUCAGCAAUUGUUGUUAAAAAAGGGCCUCAUGCCGCCCCAAUAUUACGACGCAUUGAAACCGCUGUUAGCCGACGUUCCAGAGCGGCCAUUUCUGGUGAUGGCCAAAGUUUUUCAUGAUUCUACAGGUAAAUCAUUGUCGGAAGUUUUUGAGACCAUCAACCCGAAUUGCAUUGGCGCGGCGUCUCUGGCACAAACAUAUGUGGGUGUGCUCAGGCCCGAAUAUCGCGCUGGCAAAGAGGCACGAAAGGUGAUUGUGAAGAUCCAGUACCCCGAGGUGAGAGCAUACUUUGCCCUUGAUCUGAGAAUAAUUCUCAGACUGUGCAACUCCUUCUUCCCACGAAUGUAUGAGGCGAAUAAGGCGGCGCAGGAACAACACUUGCGCGAACUGGACAUGUGGAACGAGGCGCAAACACUUGAACGCAUGGGUCGGGCCAUGGCCCGUGCCGGUCUAUCGCCUCACAAAGUUGUGGUCCCACAACCAGCGCGCUGCUUGACGUCUCGAAAGACUCUUGUAAUGGAUUUUCUUCCCGGUGUCACGUUUGACAAAUUUGUGGAUCGCUGCUCCCACGAAUUGAAGCAGUUGUUUGGCCCAUCCGACUGGGGGGUUAUGGCGUCGAGAGCAGCUGACGAAAUGAACUCAAAAGAAGAGCAAAUUAACGAUAGUUGCGAUACACGGAUCCAUAUUCAACCGCCAUCAGAAUUACUAAAACUGGCUGCUGCAACUGCCAAAAUUAUCGAGGGGAAUAUUUUCGAUUCUGUCACAAAGUUACAAAACCUUGUAUUGGGUUUGUCCAAGUCUAGGCAGGUUGUUGCAGACUAUCACAAGAUCAUUCUUAUACUGCAGGUUCUUGUUGAGGCUCUCGGGUACCAGUGUCUCAUAGAGGGUUGUGUGAAUGUGGAUUCGCACCCGGGAAAUGUCAUUUGCAUGGAUGAUGGGCGUGUUGGGCUGAUCGAUUUCGGCCAAGUGGGGUAUCUGAAUGAUGAAGAGCGUCUCUGUGUUGCCAAGAUUAUUCUUGCGAUCCGCAAUUAUGAUCGCGAUGCCACAUGUGCGGCAAUGCGGUCUCUGCCUCCAGAUGGGUUCCGAUGCAAGGAUGACAACGAUGUUGUCGUAGAGCGAUGGGCCAUUUUUGCCUUUGAUCGUGUCGAUUUGUCGCCACUCCAUUAUGAUGAUGCUGUGCAAAGACCAAUACCCGCCAUGUUGCACCAUCGGGUCACCGUUUUCCCUAACGCAUACCUGUGCGUGCGGCGUGUGUCUGAGAUCUUACUCUCUUCCACACUCAUGUUUGGUGGUAAGAUAAUGCCCCCUCUUUCGACAGCCUGGGGCAGUUUGGCAGAACAAGUCGUCAAAGAAACCGAGGACACGGAAAUGAAGAAAGCUUCGGAGCAUAUGGGCUUGAAACUAAUGAAUUUUGUCCUCAAAGUUCGGCGGAAGUCAUUCAGGUCGAAGCUUGUAAAUGAUGGCUACCGAAAGAGCAAAAAAACCCUCGGUUUGGAUAUCAUCGAAGGAGCGGUCCGACUCGAGAGACCCAUUCAAUCUAGAUUGAAAAAUGAGGAACGUCUCGCGCGUGGAGCGAUGCCAAUAUUUGCGCCUGCAAUUGAACAUGCCCCACAGACCCGUGGCAAUGAACCUAGAUUCAACAGGCAUAGUUGGAGAAGAAGUGUGAUUGAGAUAGAGCGAAUCAACUGA